AAGCAGUUUUCCAAAAUCCGAGCUAAAAUCAUGUCUCGUGUGAGAGAAUACAGGUCAGGAGAGCCAAUAAAGCCGAGCCCUUCUUUCCUCCUAGCCCCUUUGGACUGUUUGACGCCACACAGCGUCUCUGAACUCAUAAAAUCCUAUUUUGACGAGUUUACAAUGGAGGAACCAGCUCAGAGACUACAAAUAGAGAAACAAGCAGAGUUCAUCAAGGAAGCAGCCACUGAAGAAGGAGACGAAAAGACCAAAGAGGAAAAUGAGGUGGCCAAGGAAAAGGAUGAGGAAGUGCUCAUAACUGAAGAAGAUAAUGAAGAAGUUGCUGUAGUUGAUUCAUCAAAAGAUCCUCAACCUAAAUCUUCCCUAGCACCACCACCAACAAUACUAGUACCUCCUCCAGUAGUACCUGCUGCAGCAGUACCUGAAGAUUUAUCAACUGCUCUUAUGGAAUUAGGAGACGAUAAGAGAAAAGAGUAUGUAGAGGCUUAUCAGAAGAGAAACAGCACGUACGUCCAGAUGGAGCAGAACAUUCAUUAUGCCAUAUCCCGCCAGCUCUCUGAUCAAGAGGCUCAGUUGAAAUCAGCACGUAACACUUACCCUAACUUUAAUAGUCUCUUCUUAUUGCAACAGCCUUGUCCAAUAUCGAAAUAUUUAAAUGAGAAACUCUUAAAAGAAGGCGGACUGCUGGUACCCGGUGAUUAUCAACCAGUGACUACUAAUGCUCCUUCACAUCAGCCACCUCCAAAGGAAUGGCCGGUUUUCAUGCAAAGUACAGUAUCAUCAAAUAAACGGGCAAAAGUUGACUCCUUGGCAUUUAAGAAGUUACCACGCAAGCUUCCUCCUAUCUGGAAGGACUCCAUGUCUUCAUUAGAGAGAGAGGAGGCUAAGAAGUCUUUGAAAGAGCUUUAUAGGAAGAGAGACUUUAUUCGGAGUCCAAGGCAUCUUCCAGAAGAGUAUCAUACUAACACAGCGAGUUUUGGAUCACUCAGGAAGCGUCAAGCAGGAGAGAAAGGAAAGCCGGUUAAAAGCAGUAAAGUGAAGAGAUUGUUUCAGGCUGAACCAACAGAAGUUAUAUUCACAGACUAUGUACCAGGGAAAACAUAUGAGUGUGUACUUCAUCUUAAGAAUAUUAGUGAUUCAUGCCGUCAUGUAUCAAUUACUGCACCUUCCACUCCUUAUUUUAGAGCUAGUCUCAUCCAGUUUCCAAAUGCAGAAGGUAUAAUAGCUCCUGGUAUGUCAUGUUCGUACUCAAUUAGUUUCACUCCGGACUCACUAGCUGAUUUCUCUGAUAAAAUAAAAGUUUUAAGUCAUGUUGGAGUUGUAUUGAAUGUACCACUUGUUGGUUAUAGAUCACCUCCUAAUCUUUCAUUAUCAUCAGAAUGGCAGUGUGGUCAUUGUCUGGUUGGUGGACAUUCAUCAUUAACAUUACACUGUACUAAUAGUGGAGGAGAGGGAAGUUUCAGACUGACAUUACCUGAAGAUACCACCAAUAAUGAUAAUGAUAAAGAUGAUCUUAGAGUAGGCCCUUUCACGGUUAAUCCUAGUCACUUCUUUCUCUCUAGAAAUGAAUCCAUUAAUAUUGAAGUAACAUUUGAUCCUCAAGAAGCAAUCACUUACUCUCAUCAGCUCAUAUUAGUCUGUAGUAAUGGGCAAACUAAAACUAUCACAAUAUUAGGUAUUGGAGAGAUGGUUAAAAUUGAUUGUACAUCAAUCAUGUCCUCAAGAGAAGAUACAUUGAUCAGAGGUGAUACUGAUACUGAUACUGAUACUGAUAUUGUUAGUAUUGAUGAUCCUGUACUGUUGUUUAAUGACACUAAUAAUGGAGUUGAAGUACAUGGGACUGUCGUAGUAAAGAAUUUCAAUAAUGUUCCGCUGUCAUUUGAGUGGAUAUUCUAUCACUCACGUACUGAACUAACUCAUCAUGAUGGCAGUACAGAGAUUACUCCUCCUUUGUCUCUUGACCCUCAGUCCAUACCAUUCACUAUUGAUGCACCCAAAGGAUCUUUAUCACCCAAUGAAACUAAACCAUUCACAUUCUGCUUUACACCAAAAGAGGAAGGCAGUUUUCAAUGUAUGUCUUAUCUUGAGUUGACUGGUUUGGCAAGGGAUUGUCUCAAUCAUGAAGAUGAGGGGGUGACAUGGCUUAAUAUGAAUAAAGAUAAUGACAAUGAUACUGUGAGGGCUGCUCUAUUGUGUAUCAAUGUACAAGGAAAUACUGAGCCUUAUGCUCUUGAGUUUUCUCCUCCGUUUUUUUACUUUGUUGAAGAUUUGCCAGCUUGUGCUGAGACUAGACAAUCCUUUGUGAUAAGGAAUCAUAGUCUUAGUAAAGUAAAGUUCUCCUGGUCUUCACUAAAGACAGAGGCUGCUUAUAUAAGUAUUGAACCAAACAGUAGUCAUAUUAUGCCUGGAGGUAGCUGUUCCUGUGAUCUCAUUAUUAAUACUGGUACCAGGAAAGGCUCAUUUGAUGUGAAGCUUCAAUGUCAUGUAGAACAUUCCAACACUCACUUUAUGCUACCAGUUAGGGGGAAUGUUAAAGUUCCAUUAGUGACAGUUAAUGUUCCAUCGUUAGAUUUUGGACUCAUAGAGUUAGGAGAGAGUGCUUCCCUUUCACUCAAAAUUUCUAAUUAUUCGAAUGCAUUGUUGCAUUAUAAAUUAAAUCAAAUAGUAGUACUAUCAGAGGAUAAUAAAGAUGGAGCAUUACUACCUUUUGUGGAUUAUGAAUGUUUGAGUAUGAGUCCAUCAGAAGGUCAGAUGCCAUCUUGUUCUUGUGUAUCUAUCAGUGUUGAGUGUUCACCUAAAGUGCAGUGUGGGAGACUAAGGACAACACUGGAAUGCCUCAUUGAAGGAGACAGAAUGAAUGUGUUGGAGGUUACUGCAGAGAUACAGUGUCCAAUGCUAAUAUUGUCAGAAUCAUUCCUUCACAUUGAGAAUUGUUACAGGAACGUACCAGUCACUCAUACGCUGACACUCAUCAACACUUCACAAUUACACACUCAGUUUGAAUGGAUCAACGAAGAAAGAGAUCAUGUUGAUUUGGUAUUUUCUCCUGAUCAUGGACCAAUUGGGCCACACGAGAGCAUCAACAUAGAACUCAAAUCAACAUGGAAGACUAAAGGAUAUAUUGCUGGCAUGAUUGCUGUGUGUUGUGCAAGGGGCAUGAAGUAUCCAGUAGUACUGUCACUCUCUGCUCAUAUAUCAGGACUAACAGUUGAAUAUUCUUUAUUAGCAAACGAAAAUAAUAACAAUACUCUCUCGUUGCCACUGAAGAUGGAUUUUGGUUCCUCUAAUUGUGUGAGGGAGCCUCAGAGCCUCCAGUUGAUAGUAACCAACACUUCAGGAAUAUCCAGCCAACUCGCUGUCUCUGUCAGACAUUUCCCUGCACCGCUGAUCAAUGGAGGAGUGAAUAAAAGAAAGCACAAAUCAAUGCUAUUGAAGGCAACUCCUAACAUUGCUAAUCCUUCUAGCAAAACAGAGAAACAAGCAAAAGAAGAGUUGAUCACUCAGCUACUGUCUGAUGGUAGAGGUGCUUGUCUUACCAUUGAGCCAUCAAAGUGUCCGCUAUUAGCUUUUGAGUCUAGGAAGAUUAAUAUAACUGCUUAUUCUGACAUGUGGGGAGAAUACACUGACCAGCUCAUCUGUAAAGUUGAUGGUAUUGAUGCUCAUGUCAUUCCAGUCUCUUAUGGUGUGACAUCAAGUCCAAUAUACUUCCAACCAACAGCUACUUAUGACAACACGCUCAUCAGGUUGGGUUGUCAUCAGGUUGAUUCAGAAGUGGUCAGACGGAACAUUGUUUUUAGCAAUGUUUGUUCAUCAGCUGUUCGUAUUGAUUGGAGGUCAUUCAUUUUUAAUCCUCAAGAUGAUAAGAUUAUUGAUUUAGUAACUUAUGUCGGUCACCCCUUCCCUCUACAAGAUAGUAAAGAUGAUAAACACAAACAAGAAGAAGAAGAAGAAGAAGAAGAUCCAUGUACAAGUACUUCUCCAUUAGUAAGAGCACACAUCUUCCCUCAUGAAGGUAGCCCCACUAGUGACAUACAUCUAAUACCAAAUCAACUGAUUGUUGAGCCUCAUAGUAAGGCCAGUGUCACUUUGAGCUUUGACCCUAAAGCAUCAGUUUAUAGCACUGUUGGUGAACAGAUCAAUGGAUAUGUAUUAGGAUAUAUGACCCUAUCUGACAAGCCUGCUCCAUUUGCCAACAGAGCUCAUGGAUACAAUAUUCAACCUGUCAGGAUCAAUGUGUCUGCCUCACUCACACAACCAAAACUAACAUUAAGGACACAUACUGAUGACAAUGAUUUGAGUUUUCAACACUUUGCAUCAGAUUUUAUUUUCAAUGGAGAAGUUAGUAAGAAGAUGGUUCAUUCCCACUCUUUCAGUCUUACCAAUCUGACUCUCUCUAAUCUUACAUUCCGUGUACUCUCUUUAUCUGAGCCACUGAUGGUAUUAAUGAAUAAUGAAGAGGUUUAUUCAACACUUAAACCAAGAGAAACUAUUGAAGGAUCAUUACACAUUUGUUUAACUCAUGAAGCUUUCAUGGCUCUUGUGAAAGAUGAAUCAGCACCAGAGGAUCUGGUGACAUUAAAUGAUUCACUUGUUGUUGAGUAUUCUAACAGCAUCAAACAGGAAUUCCCAAUCAGUGUGAGAGUGUCUCUACCUUCCCUCUCAGUCUAUCCAUCUCAUAUCAAUUAUAACACUUGUUUGAUUGGACACUCCUCAUUGUCUAGUUUCCAACUGAGAAAUACUUCGCAUUCAUCACUCAAAUGGAAUAUCACACUACCAGAAAAAUUAUCAAGAGUAAUACAGUUAGAGCCUAACUCUAAUGUGCUCGAUACUGGAUCUGAAACUGUUCGGGUUACAUUCACUCCUAGAGCUGAAAUUAAAUAUUCAAUUGAGCUCCUUAUUACGGAGGAGAUAACAGGAAAAAGUUUCACUGUUACUGUAACUGGUAGAGGCUCGUCUAACGAGAGAUACAAGAGACAUAGAAGGAAAUGAGAGAAAUUUUCAUUUAAAGAAAAGACAGAGAAAUUUAUUUUAUGCACAUGUACAUGUACAUUGUAAUUGUUAUUGUUGCCUCAUUACUGUGGUUUCAUCAAUAUGGCCUCCUUUA
Molecule: messenger RNA, 5104 nt
Organism: Amphimedon queenslandica
Lineage: Eukaryota; Metazoa; Porifera; Demospongiae; Haplosclerida; Niphatidae
Product: deleted in lung and esophageal cancer protein 1-like
Exons: 36
Coding region: 31-4989 (1652 amino acids)
Biological process (GO): negative regulation of cell population proliferation
Cellular component (GO): cytoplasm; cilium
Molecular function (GO): tubulin binding
Source: RefSeq, a predicted model, not a curated record